This is a messenger RNA of Micromonas pusilla CCMP1545, 1371 nucleotides long. RefSeq lists its product as uncharacterized. Gene Ontology annotation, cellular component: mitochondrion. Lineage: Eukaryota; Viridiplantae; Chlorophyta; Mamiellophyceae; Mamiellales; Mamiellaceae. Gene Ontology annotation, biological process: triglyceride metabolic process; glycerol-3-phosphate biosynthetic process; glycerol metabolic process. The record is from RefSeq and is a predicted model, not a curated record. The annotation marks the transcript as partial. The transcript has 3 exons. Gene Ontology annotation, molecular function: glycerol kinase activity; D-ribulokinase activity.
CUCUUCCUCGGCCUCGACUUCGGCACGUCCGGCGCGCGCGCCACCGUCGUCGACGCGUCCGGCGACGUCGUCGUCGAGACCACCGCGAAGUACCCCCCCAUCGUCGACGGCGGCAAAGGCGGCGACGGCGUCCCGGAGGGCGGCUGGGCGAACGCGUGGGAGACCGCGCUGUGGUCGAUCCUCGACGGACUCCCGAAAGCCGUCGCGGACGCCGUCGUCGCCGUCGCCGUCGACGGCACCUCCGGGACGGUCCUCAUCGUGGACGCGGACACCGGCGAAUCGCUGUACCCGCCGAUGCUGUACAACGAGAAGCGCGACGACGCCGUGGAGGCGAUAAAGAAGAUCGCGCCGGAGGGGCACACGACGCGAAGCGCGUCCAGCGCGCUCGCGAAGCUGCACAGCUGGCACGCGCGAUCCGUCGCCGAAAACGUCGACGUCGCCAACGCGCGGCUGUUGCACCACGCGGAUUGGAUCGCGUUUUUACUCCACGGCGAGAUGGGCGUGACGGACCACAAUAACGCGCUGAAGCUCGGGUUCGACCCGGGGUUAGACCCGGGGCCCACCGAGGGUGUUUGCGCGUACGGAGCGCCGUGCGACGGCGCGUACCCGGACUGGUUGCUCGCGACGCCGUACGCGUACGCGUUGCCGAGGACGGUCCUUCCUCCCGGGACGACGUGCGGCGCGGUGAGCUCGACGGAGGGCAAGAAGCGAUUAGGUCACCCCGGCGGCGUGAAGGUGGUCGCCGGGACGACGGACUCCAUCGCCGCGUUCGUCGCCGCGCGGUGCGUCGACGUCGGCGACGCGGUGACGAGUUUGGGGAGCUCCCUCGCGAUGAAGGCGCGUUCUCCUUACACUGGUCCCCAUACGACCGCCGAGACGCGCGUGGACGACGACACGAAAGGGAUUUACUCGCACCGACUCUGCGGGUGCUGGCUCGUCGGCGGGAGCAGUAACCUAGGCGGGUGGCUGCUGCGGUCGAACUUCACGAACGACGAGGUCGCGGCGCUCACGGAGGCGAUGGAGGCGACGACGACGACGGCGAACGAAAUCCCGGAGUACUUCCCGGGCGUCCUUCUCGGGUUUGGGCUCACCGUGGAAGAGGCGACCGCGGCGCUGACGCCGCGGCCGGACGACGAUAUCGACUUCCUGCGCGCGAUCUUGACCUCGAUCGCGAACGUCGAGGCGCGGUCGUACGCGGAGCUGUACAAGCUCGGGGCGUCGCACGAGGUGAGGCGGGUGUUCACCGCCGGGGGCGGCGCGAAGAAUGAAAAGUGGUCGACGAUUCGAUCCGACGCGCUCGGGGGGGUGCCGGUCACCGCGUCGCCGUACGCGGAGGCGGCGUACGGCAGCGCGCUGCUCGCGCGGAUGGGA